AUGUGUGUCGGGUUUUCUCGACCUUCACACAAGACAUUCAUCUUAAAGAAGAAGCUGUCGAAGAAACAGAGGCAAAACAGGCCUAUUCCUUAUUAAAUCCGCAUGGGCACUGACAACACCAUCCGCUACAACGCCAAGCGCAGGCAUUGGCGCCGCACCAAGCUCGGAUUCUAAGGAUAUAUACAUUUU
Messenger RNA from Solanum pennellii, 189 nucleotides. Its product is annotated as 60S ribosomal protein L39. Gene Ontology annotation, molecular function: structural constituent of ribosome. Gene Ontology annotation, cellular component: ribosome; cytosolic large ribosomal subunit. The record is from RefSeq and is a predicted model, not a curated record. NCBI's taxonomy places the organism in Eukaryota, Viridiplantae, Streptophyta, Magnoliopsida, Solanales, Solanaceae. Gene Ontology annotation, biological process: translation.